AUGGCUGACUUCGCCUUGCUGGGUGCCAACAACUUCCGCCCCUUCACUCGAGAAUCUUUGGCUGCCAUUGAGAAACGCAUCGCAGCCAAGAAAGAAUGCAAAGACCCGCCCCCAGAAGAGAAGCCCCGCCCUCAACUCGACCUCCAGGCAUUCCAGAAGCUGCCCGCCCUCUAUGGAAAUCCUCCAUCAGAGCUCAUUGGACAGCCUCUUGAAGACCUUGACCCGUACUACCACGACCAUAAGACAUUUUUGGUGUUGAACAAAGGGAAGACCAUCUUCCGGUUUACAGCCACGCGCGCUUUGUACAUCUUGAGCCCUUUUCAUUCACUCAGACGAAAAGUGAUCAAAGUUUUGGUACAUCCGUUGUUUACCUUGUUUAUCAUGGUCACCAUUUUAACGAACUGUGUCUUCAUGGCUCUUUCGGAAACUCCAGAAUCAACAGAAGAAUCUAGGUACACUUUCACAGGCAUUUAUACUUUUGAAUCAAUAAUCAAAAUAUUGGCAAGAGGCUUCUGCUUGAAUGAGUUUACCUUCCUCCGCGACCCGUGGAACUGGCUGGAUUUCAGCGUUAUUGUGAUGGCGUUUGUGGGCGAGUUUGCUAACCUAGGCAGCGUUUCUGUUCUUCGGAUGUUCCGGGUGCUGAGAGCUUUAAAAACCAUUUCCAUCGUCCCAGGUCUGAAGGUCAUCGUCGGGGCUCUUGUCCAAUCUGUUAAGAAACUCGCAGAUGUGAUGAUCUUGACCGUCUUCUGUCUGAGUGUCUUCGCCCUCAUUGGCCUUCAGCUCUUUAAGGGACAUCUGAGACACAAGUGUGUCAAGGACUACAGAGAGUAUCUCCGUCAGAACAAUAUAUCAGAGCAGCUCGUCCCUUUUAUUGCAGCCAAUUACAAAAUCAAAAAUCACACCAGUGAAUUUUUAUUGUGUCAAAUGGGUACAGAUACUGGCUCCUGUCCAGAGUCGUACGUUUGCCUGAAGGUUGGAGAUAAUCCCGACGAAGGCUUCACAAGCUUUGACACUUUCGGCUGGGCCUUUCUCUCGUUGUUCCGCCUCAUGACGCAGGAUUACUGGGAACGCCUCUAUCAACAGACUCUCAGAGCUUCUGGGAAGAUCUAUAUGCUGUUUUUUGUGCUUGUCAUCUUCCUGGGAUCAUUUUAUCUGGUCAACUUGAUCUUAGCUGUGGUCACGAUGGCCUACGAAGAACAGAGCAAAGCCACUAUUGCUGAAACGGAGGCAAAAGAGAGGAAAUUUCGCGAAGCCAUGGAACUGCUGAAGAAAGAGCAUGAGGAAUUAACUGCUAAAGAAGAUGACACCAUAUCUCACAGUUCAUUGGAAGCCUCACCUGUGGCAUCCAAAGAGGUUAAAGAAAGAAGCAACCGAAUAAUGAAAAAGAUGUCUCUGGGGAUGGAAGAUUCUGGAGAAGAUCUAAAAAUCCCUAAGUCACAGUCUAUUGAAAGUCAUCGCAAAUCGGCUCUCUUCAGCCAUAACUACGGUCCUAGUUCGAACCCAAUGAAGCGCCGUCCCAGUCACGGGAGUGUGUUCAAUUUCCAUAUAUCUGGGCGCGAGCUCGGCUCGAGGCCUGAUGGGGGAGAGGAUGAAUCUAGCAGCGCAGGAGAGGCUGAGAUCCAGCGCGGUUCACUGCUGGCUGCCCGAACGGGAAGACGGCCCAGUACCCAAAGCCAAGUCAGCUACAGCCCUCAUCCUGCAACUCCAAACUAUACACAGCCUGGCAGGUGGACCCCAGGAGACGAUUGCAACGGGGUGGUCUCGUUGAUGGGAGGCAGCGGCAUGAGGUCUUUUAGCCCGGAGCCGAUAUCCGGUGAAGGGUCAUUGCUUCCAGUAGUGAGGGAAAACCGUGGCAGAAGUGAUCUGACUUCUUCAUAUGACGAAGCCAACAAGAUACUUCAGUCCCAGCGUCUAUCAGCGGACCAUCAUAAUCAGCCCCUUCAAAGGGGAAGAGCGGCAAGCGCGGUCAGCGUCAUUACCAGCGCACUGGAAGAACUUGAAGAAUCAAAGCGUAAAUGCCCACCAUUCUUGCAUGAGUUGGCCCUCAAAUACCUUGUUUGGAACUGUUGUCCACUAUGGAUGAAGAUAAAGAAGAAAGUAAACGCUUUUGUUUCGGAUCCGUUUACUGACCUCACAGUCACACUUUGCAUUGUGGUGAAUACUCUUUUCAUGGCACUGGAGCACUAUCAAAUGACCACUGGUUUCAAGACCAUGCUGUCAACAGGUAACACGGUUUUUGCAGGGAUUUUUACAGCAGAAAUGGUCCUGAAAAUCAUUGCGAUGGAUCCUUAUCACUAUUUUCAGCAGCGAUCAAAUAUCUUUGACAGCGUGAUUGUCUUCCUGAGCCUCGUGGAACUCCUCAUUCCCAAAGAAACAACCAAAGGAAAAAGUCGGGGGAAAGGAAGCCUGACAGUCUUACGUUCCUUGAGGCUGCUGCGAGUCUUCAAGUUGGCAAAGUCCUGGCCCACCUUAAAUACCCUUAUAAAAAUAAUUUUAAACUCUGUGGAUGCUCUGGGCAACCUCACUCUAGUCCUGGCCAUUAUCGUCUUUAUUUUUGCGGUUGUUGGAAUGCAGCUGUUUGGGGUCCACUACAGGCAGAAGUAUGGGAACGUAACCGAUGACUGCUGCAAACCUCGAUGGCACAUGAUGGAUUUUUUCCAUUCCUUCCUCGUCAUCUUCCGAAUUUUAUGUGGAGAGUGGAUUGAAACAAUGUGGGAUUGCAUGACCGUUGCUUAUCAACCGCUGUGCCUGCUUGUCUUCUUGCUGGUCAUGGUGAUUGGAAAUUUAGUGGUUCUCAAUUUAUUCAUUGCGCUGCUGCUGAACUCCUUCAGUGCGGACAACCUCCAACUCCCGGAAGAAGACAAAGAAAUGAACAACCUGCAGAUCGCCUUUGCUCGGAUCCACAAAGGGCUUAACGUCGCGAAACACGCCAUGCUGGCUUACUGUUGCAAAGUGCUCAGGUACCCGCGGAAAGCAUCGCAAAAGAAGAUCAAAUGCGAUUCUGAGAAAAACGGGGUGGAGCUCCGGAAAGACGGCAAAGUUGCCAACGAGGUUCACGGGGGCAGGGAGCCCGAGAAAAACCGGGAGAGGUGCUCAGCGGAUAUUCUAGACGAUUUUAUCAACAAUCCCAGGAUGUUCGUCUGCGUUCCCAUCGCUGAGGCCGAGUCUGAUAGCGAGGAUUCAGAAGGUGCUGGUGAUAAGCAGGAUGCGGUAGUGGAGGUGGACUAUAAUAAGCAGACUGACAGUAGCAGUCCUUCCGAAGGCAGCACUGUGGACUUAAUAGAUCCCGAGGAAUAUAAUCUCGAAUUAACUGAUAACUCGAAGGAGCCAGACGAUUGUUUCCCGGAAAGAUUCACUCAGCGUUUUCCUCGGUGUUCAGUAAACACCACAAAGUUUCCAGGCAAAGUAUGGUGGAAUUUAAGGAAGACGUGCUACCAAAUUGUCGAACACAAUUGGUUUGAAAGCUUCAUCGUGUUCAUGAUUCUGCUGAGCAGUGGCGCUUUGGCGUUUGAAGAUAUACACUUGAGUGAGAGGGGGAACAUCAAAACGAUGCUAGACUAUGCUGACAAGAUAUUCACUUACAUCUUUAUCCUCGAGAUGCUGUUGAAAUGGGUGGCGUAUGGAUUCUACAAAUAUUUCACAAACGCGUGGUGCUGGCUCGAUUUCCUAAUUGUGGAUGUCUCUUUGGUAACUCUCAUAGCCAGCUUGGUUGGAAAAUCAGACAUGGGUCCCAUGAAAUCCCUCCGGACCUUACGAGCCCUGAGGCCAUUAAGAGCACUGUCGCGAUUCGAAGGGAUGAGGGUGGUGGUCAAUGCAUUGGUUGGAGCUAUCCCAUCCAUCAUGAACGUUCUCUUGGUCUGCCUCAUUUUCUGGCUGAUCUUCAGCAUCGUGGGAGUCAACCUGUUCUCGGGGAAGUUUGGAAAAUGCGUCAACUUUACGGAAGAGAAUGCUCCUUUAAGCUCCAAGGUUACCAACAGGUCCGAUUGCGAGAAAUUCAAUAACACUCAAAAAAUAUACUGGACAACCGUUAAAGUGAACUUUAACAAUGUUGGCUCUGGUUAUUUGGCCCUCCUUCAAGUGGCAACGUUCAAAGGUUGGAUGGACAUAAUGUAUGCAGCAGUUGAUGCAACGGGGGACGAACGCCAGCCUGUUUUUGAAAACAGCUUGUACAUGUAUCUCUAUUUUGUGAUUUUUAUCAUCUUUGGAUCUUUCUUCACUAUGAACCUUUUUGUUGGCGUUAUUAUUGACAACUUUAAUCAACAAAAGAAAAAGAUAAGUGGAGAAGACAUUUUUAUGACAGAGGAGCAGAAAAAAUACUACAAUGCCAUGAAAAAACUUGGAUCCAAGAAGCCCCAAAAGCCCAUCCCAAGACCCCUCAACAAAUACCAAGGAUUCAUUUUCGACAUUGUCACUCGCCAAGCUUUUGAUGUCGGCAUCAUGGUCCUCAUCUGCCUUAACAUGGUCACCAUGAUGGUGGAGACAGACGACCAAUCCGAAACCAAGACACAUGUCCUUAAACAAAUCAACACCCUCUUUAUCACCGUCUUCACAGCUGAGUGUGUCAUGAAGAUGAUCGCUCUGAGAUACUACUUCUUCACUAACGGAUGGAAUAUUUUUGAUCUGGUGGUUGUCAUCAUGUCCAUUGUUGGCAGCGUGAUUUCCAACUUUGUGGGUUCUUUUUCGCCCACGCUUUUCCGGGUGAUCCGCUUGGUUCGGAUUGGACGAAUACUCAGGCUCAUUCGCUCCGCCAGAGGAAUCCGGACUCUCCUUUUCGCCUUGAUGAUGUCCCUUCCUGCCCUGUUCAACAUCGGCCUCCUGCUUUUCUUGGUCAUGUUCAUUUACGCCGUUUUCGGCAUGGCCAACUUUGCCUACGUGAGAAGGGAGGCUGGGAUCGACGACAUGUUCAAUUUCGAGACCUUUGGUAACAGCAUGCUGUGUCUCUUCCAAAUCACCACUUCCGCCGGCUGGGACGGACUGCUCAGCCCCAUUUUGAACACGGGCCCGCCGUACUGUGAUCCCAAUCGCAACGUCCCUUCGACUUCCUCCAGGGGAGACUGUGGGAACCCCGUGGUGGGCAUCAUGUUCUUCGUCACGUACAUCAUCAUCUCCUUUCUCAUCGUUGUGAACAUGUACAUAGCUGUGAUUUUGGAGAACUUCAACGUUGCCACAGAGGAGAGCACGGAGCCUUUAGGCGACGACGACUUUGAAAUGUUCUACGAAGUGUGGGAGAAGUUUGAUCCGAAGGCAACCCAGUUCAUCACAUACUCUAAACUGUCCGACUUUGCCAAUACUCUGGCGGAGCCGUUGCGCAUACCCAAGCCAAACACCCUGGUACUGGCAGCGAUGGAUCUUCCCUUGGUGAGUGGUGACAAGAUUCACUGCUUGGACAUUCUGUUUGCCUUCACCAAAAGGGUGCUUGGGGACUCCGAGGGGAUGGAUGCUCUUAAGGUACAGAUGGAGGAAAAAUUCAUGGCCGCCAACCCUUCCAAGGCGUCUUACGAACCCAUCGGCACCACGCUCAGACGGAAACACGAAGAGGCGUCCGCCGCCGUUAUCCAGAAGGCCUUUCGGGUUCACUUGCUCCAGCGUUCCAUGAAGCAGGCCUGUUUCUUACACCGUCAUGAAACUUGUGACGGUGACAUCCUUGAAGAAGACGCUCCGGAGAAAGGAGGUCUCCUUGCGCUGAUGAUGAAUGAAAACUAUAUCAGAAAUCCAGGCAAAUCCCAGACACCCUCCUUAGAAUCGAUCCCUCCGUCCUACAGCAGUGUUACUGGAGCCAUUGAUGGUGGCCCUGAGAAGGAAGCAACAGAAUCUCCAAAAAGUGAUGAACCUAAGGACAGUCAGCUACUUCCAGACAAAGGCAGGGAGUCCAGCAUGUAA
Messenger RNA from Euleptes europaea (tarantolino), 5880 nucleotides. Its product is annotated as sodium channel protein type 5 subunit alpha-like. Gene Ontology annotation, molecular function: voltage-gated sodium channel activity. Bases 1 to 5880 code for a protein of 1959 amino acids. The transcript is spliced from 26 exons. Gene Ontology annotation, cellular component: axon; voltage-gated sodium channel complex; plasma membrane. Gene Ontology annotation, biological process: neuronal action potential; sodium ion transmembrane transport; membrane depolarization during action potential. The record is from RefSeq and is a predicted model, not a curated record. Lineage: Eukaryota; Metazoa; Chordata; Lepidosauria; Squamata; Sphaerodactylidae.